Messenger RNA from Diprion similis, 2408 nucleotides. RefSeq names its product myogenesis-regulating glycosidase-like. Gene Ontology annotation, biological process: carbohydrate metabolic process. The record is from RefSeq and is a predicted model, not a curated record. NCBI's taxonomy places the organism in Eukaryota, Metazoa, Arthropoda, Insecta, Hymenoptera, Diprionidae. Gene Ontology annotation, molecular function: hydrolase activity, hydrolyzing O-glycosyl compounds. The transcript has 6 exons. The coding region runs from base 209 to 2305 and encodes 698 amino acids.
UAGCUAUCAGAUAUUUAUCAUCAGGCUGCUCAUGGAGGCUGAACAUGAAUUAAUCCCUGGGAAAUCAAAUGGGAGUCGAUCUACUGCACCAGUGAAAAAGUCUGUUAUCGCCCAAGUUGGACACUCCAGGGCUGAGCUUAGCAGAUAAUGGUAAUCGCUAACAGAGAAUAUAAAAGCAAACUAAGCUCUUCUCGAACAGUACACGGUUAUGUGGGCAAGCAGCAUGUGGUGGCCAGUGUUGUUCCUAUGCGCUGGUUUCGGCGCAGUUUUCGCCGACGUAGUUACUUUGCCGGUUUCUGUGAAAUUUGGUGACGGCCUACUAAGCUUUUCAAAAAAUACUGACGGAGUUUUUUACGCCAUUAACGAGCAAGAUGGACUAACCGUGGAGAACAGCAUUUCCAUUGGACAAUCUAACGUAGCCAGGAAUAAUCAAGAAUACUCAUUGACGGAGUGUUCAACUGAUGAAGAAGAAGCCUGCGUUGAAUUUGUCAUAAAUGACGUGAAUGUCAUCUUCAAAAAGGACGCCAGCAAUCGGGCUUCGUCUGUCUCACAUGUCGUAGUAAACUCGACUAUGGAUGGUGUGAGAAUUGGUGCUUGCAUCGAACUAGGCGAUGGCGUUGACUGGUUCGGCGGUCCAGAGGCGAAGUACCAGCUGUGGCCAGUUCAAGAUGCCCAAUGGAAUUACACAGGUUACUAUCCGAAGGAGGACGACGCCGUUGCUAUAGCAGAACCGUACUGGCUCAGUAGCCAGGGGACGUAUUUGUACGUUAAUCCUGCCACAUCCAUGUUCAUUGAUCAAAACCAUCUCAACGACGGAUCACUCUGCAUUUACGCGGAGAACGUGACGCCGUACAGAGAAAGGAAUUACACCAGCCUCGAGUAUUGGAUUGGUAGCUACGAAGAUCCUAGAACAGCCCACGAAGCCGCAGUGGAGGAAUUCUUCGCUAAGCCAACCAGUAUCCCGGACGAACGGAUGAUCACUCAGCCAGUCUGGUCCACGUGGGCGCGGUACAAAAUCUACGUGAAUGACACAAUCGUGCGACAGUACGCUCAGGAGAUCCUCGACAACGGGUUCAACCACAGCCAACUGGAGAUAGACGACUUUUGGGAAACCUGUUACGGCAGCCUGACCUUCAACACGAGCGACAGUAAGUUUCCGAACAUCAAGAACUUGACCGAUGAUCUCCACGACCUUGGAUUCAGGGUCACUCUCUGGGUUCACCCCUUCAUCAACGUCGAGUGCACGGAGUACUACUCGAUCGCCCAGAGCGCCGGGUACUUCGCUAAGGAUGUUAACGGAACUAUACUGACCACGUGGUGGCAAGGAGAAAACGCAUCUGUCAUCGACUUCACCAACGAAGCGGCGGUUGAAUGGUUUACUUCGAGGCUAACAGCUCUGCAGACCAGCGCCGGAAUUGAUUCGUUCAAAUUCGACGCCGGCGAAGCAUCCUGGGCACCGGAACCAGCCGUCCUGACUGGUAACGUGGAAGAAUCACCGAGCAUCUACACCUACCAGUUCGCCAGGGCUUUGGCAGCAUUCGGAAACGGCAUCGAAGUCCGUACAGGUUGGCAGACUCAGGAUCUUGCCAUAUUCGUGAGGAUGUUGGACAAGGACACCUCCUGGACUUUCGAAAACGGGCUGCCAACUUUGAUCACCACUCUGCUGGUCAUGAACCUUGCUGGCUAUGGAUUUGUGCUUCCGGACAUGGUGGGCGGAAACGGCUACAUUGACGGCGUACUCGUCUCGACCGAGUACCCGAGCAAGGAGCUCUUCAUCAGGUGGCUUCAGGCCAACACAUUCAUGCCCUCGAUCCAGUACUCCUUCGUGCCGUGGGACUACGACAACGAGACUGUCGAGAUCUGUCGCACGUACACCGAACUCCACGAGGCGUACGCCCCGACGAUAAUCGAGGCGAUGAACGCACUCGUAGCCAAUGGGACCCCCGUCAAUCCUCCGGUUUGGUGGCUAGACCCAACGAACAGUGAAGCCUAUAAUAUUUCAGAUGAAUACCUUCUCGGCGAAGUAAUCCUAGUGGCUCCAGUCGUCGUUGAGGGUGCCGUAACGCGAGACAUCUUCUUGCCCAGCGGAACAUGGCGCGAUGCCACCUACGGCACGUAUGACAUCUACGAGGGUCCGACCUGGAUCUACGACUACCCGGCUCCACUAGAGGUCUUGCCCUACUUCGUCGAAUCAAGUUACUGGGAAACGCUGAGUGCAGGGAGCGGAGCUUUUAUUCCAUCGUCCAGUCUAACAGUGAUCUACGCGUCAGCAAUCUUAGCUUUGCUGACACAACAUUUCAAUUGAUCACCAGUAGCGUUAUGGUCAAUCCAUUUCAAAUUUGGAUCCAUAGAUAGAUAAGAACGGAACAAUUAUAUUUGCUCCGAUAAAUGCCCGCUCUUUAACGAUA